GUGAACUGCGCAUUAUCCACAUAAAUACAAAUCGUAAAACUACCUUCUCCGAAUAUUUAAUCGAUAGCAACAGCAUGUUUCAACGAGCUCUUCGGCCUGUCUCACGAACAGGAAAAAAAUUUUUUAUCAGAGCAAAUAGCACCUCGAACAAAGAUAAAUUUUUUGAGAAAGACAUCGCGUUCGAAAGUGAAUAUUACUACAAGCAGGAUCAAGAAUUGCUCAAGAUGGUGAAGCAAAAAACUCAAGAGGAGGUGACGAAGAUGCAAAACGAAAUUCGUGCAAUGCGGGACAAAAUCGAAGACACUACGAAAAGCAUAAACGAGAGCUUAAGAUUUUUAAAGGGACUCGAGAGCGACCUACCCGCUAGUAAUAAAAAGAAGUUUUGA
This is a messenger RNA of Orussus abietinus, 386 nucleotides long. RefSeq lists its product as uncharacterized. Bases 75 to 386 code for a protein of 103 amino acids. The record is from RefSeq and is a predicted model, not a curated record. The transcript is spliced from 3 exons. Lineage: Eukaryota; Metazoa; Arthropoda; Insecta; Hymenoptera; Orussidae.